Messenger RNA from Rhodamnia argentea, 2539 nucleotides. RefSeq lists its product as uncharacterized. Bases 32 to 2539 code for a protein of 835 amino acids. Gene Ontology annotation, biological process: intracellular protein localization; Golgi to plasma membrane transport; exocytosis. Lineage: Eukaryota; Viridiplantae; Streptophyta; Magnoliopsida; Myrtales; Myrtaceae. Gene Ontology annotation, cellular component: exocyst. The record is from RefSeq and is a predicted model, not a curated record. The transcript is spliced from 7 exons.
GUCCAGGUUCCUGUUCAGAGACCACCAAGACAUGGACGAUUCCAUGCUCUCCGACCCGAGCACUGGCAUCUCCUCAAGUGCACACUGCGACGGCGACGACGACGACGACGAUCAGCUGCAGUCCAUGACUGCCAAGGGUAUAAAACAUCUCCGGUCGGAGCUUCUCGAGCUAAAGGCGGUGUCUGAUGAGGAGUUUCACCAGAACAUCUAUUCUAAUUAUUCAACCUUUGUUAGGGUAUUUGAGGAAGUCGAAAUGAUCGAGACGGAACUGAUUCAAUUGAAAGAUCACGCUACAAAUCAAAAGAGACUUGUGGAGGAGUUCAUUGAUCAGAUGGAUCUUGAAUUGUCAAUAGAGGACGCAAUGCAGCCGAUCGCCUUCAAACAUGAAGCCGAGGAAUCUAUCCUAUCGAACAUACAGGCUCAUGCCAUCAAUGUCCUAGACACUCUCGACCUUCUCUUAAUAGAAAAUAGAGUCGAUGAAGCUAUUGACAUUCUCGAAUUAGAGGAUGAAAAUUUCGCGAAGUUGAACAGAGAAGUGAACUCUUCGCCGAACAGUGUGCAGUCAUAUAAGUCUAUGAGAAGCGAGAGGAAAGUCAAGCUCGUAAUUCAGCUAACACAAUUGGCUCAGAAUCAAAGAAUAACUGCACCAGAACUUCUCAAGGCAUUGGUUGGUCUUCGAAGACUUGGCAACAGUAAUCUCGCAAUCCAGUUGUCGCUUCAAUAUCACCACUCACAUAUCGCGGCUGGAAUGCGCAAUCUACGACAAUCGAAAUCACUGUUGAAUGAAGUAUACAUACGAGAACUCUCGAAGCUAGCCUUCUCUUUGAUCUCUCAAUCGGCAAGGAGCUUUGCGAUGUUGCGAAGAGAUGUAUCGGGGUACAGCCUCGAAUUCGUCCGAUGGGCGCAUCAAGAAGUCGAAGCUUUCGUCGCUUACUUCAGCGAAUACAUAAAGUCAGCUUCCGAGAUAAGCGGCGGCCUGUCCAUCGCAAUACAAUCGAUGCAAUUCGCUUUGUCCUAUUGCUCUUUGCUAGAGAGGGAUCAAAAGUUAGUAUUGAGGCCAUACCUGAUUGAGCAAUUGCAACCUCACAUGGAGGAGGUUUUAGCAAUUCAUGUAGACCAUUUCAGGAAAGUGGUGGACAUAUUCACGGCUACUGACACUUGGAUACUCGGUAAGUACCUCAUCUCGGGGAUUUUGGCGGAAGGAUAUUCAUCUAUGGAAGUCGGUCAGCCGCCUGAAUAUUGUUUUCUCACGAGCAGCAGUCGCAAAAUAAUCACACUAUUACAGGCUGUUGCAGAAGAACUUUGGCCUUUAGUUGCAGCUCAGAUGGAAAAUUCAAUCAUCAGGGGACUCACAGAUCUGUUCACACACUAUACUGUGAUGCUCGAAAAGCUUGUAAUUGGCAAAUCAUUUACGCUAGAAAAAGAGAGAGAUCGCUCGAGCUCUGUCAAGAUAUUGACUGGACAAGUAUCUGCUUUGGUGAGUCUUUCGACUUUGGAAGGCCUUUUCUCCAGAAUACUCAGAAGCAGUUUCCGAACCGAUGGCAAAAUAACUCGUCGAAGCGAAGGUGAUGAGUACACUGCGUGUUUAUCAUCUACCGAAGAGGCGUAUAACCGGCUUCGAGCCUCUUUUUGUCGGGUGUUUCUAUCUAGAGUCACAUCUCGGCAGAGCAACGGGCAAACCAUAUCAGAAAUCGAUACCCGAGCAGGGAAUCACUCCAUCCAUGAUAUGAUGCCUUCAGUUUCGUUUCAGAUGCUGUUCUUGGAGCUUAGGGAUAUAGAAAAACUUGCUCAAGAAGAUGCAUUCGAGCAUAGUUGGGUAAUGGAGCUCUUGAGGGAGUUGACAGAAGCGAUAUUUUCUUGGAUGUCGAAUGAAGAAACGAACUCGGACUUCGACGACUGCGUUGCGACGACCCGAUAUCCAAAAAGUUUGGCAGAGCUAUUUAUCUUGGAUGCGCAAUUUAUAGCCGAAAUAGCAAGGCGCGGUGGAUACUUCUCUGAGGAUCCCUCGGCUCUGAUAGAUCUCUUGACGUCUGCGUAUCUCUCAGCUGGAUUGGAUCCUCGAAGGAACCCAACUGGCGAUUCUUGGGCCAUCACGGCCGCCGGUAAAGCAGCUGAAAAGCUAAUGGAGAUCGAGAAAAAUGAUGAUUUGACGAGACGGCGUGAGGAUGCCGUUGAAGACGGAGAUGAUCACCUUCCCGAGAACCAAUUAGCGAGCAAGAGCAGCCCCGGGCUCGGUGAUUCUACAAGCAUCAUAGCAGAUGAUAGUUCGACGUCGGAAGGGAGUUUGAGCGCCGGAGAUGCCUGGGAAGCUCCAACUAAUAAGAUGGAAGCAGACGCUGACCCACUUAACGAGCGUGCUCCUGUAAGCGAGAAGCGUGCAUCGGUCGACGACGAAUCCAAUGUGUUGUUGCCUCAUGAAGCUAUGAACACAAAGCAUCUUGAGGGUACGGACGAUGAUAACCUUAAGCCGCGACAGCUUUUCAAGGUAGAGAUCUCUGAUCAACAUGACGGGCUUGAUGAGGAGGAAGAGACUAACUAG